Oryzias melastigma (Indian medaka) is the source of this 1448-nucleotide messenger RNA. RefSeq lists its product as uncharacterized. The record is from RefSeq and is a predicted model, not a curated record. Lineage: Eukaryota; Metazoa; Chordata; Actinopteri; Beloniformes; Adrianichthyidae. Gene Ontology annotation, biological process: intrinsic apoptotic signaling pathway in response to DNA damage by p53 class mediator; cellular response to gamma radiation. The transcript has 4 exons. The coding region runs from base 641 to 1348 and encodes 235 amino acids.
CCUCCUCCACUGAUCAGGCGUGUUUCUACACUGGAAAGAGUCGUUAGAAACGCUGUAAGGAAGGGAGUGGUAACGAGGGAGAAGGAGCUUUUUUUUCCCCUCACAGGAUUGUGCAACAGAAUCCAUCUCUAAAGCGCUUUUUUGUGUUAGAUCGUGUACAAAGCAGCAGGGAAGCUGCUCGCUGCGUAAUUCCAAGCUGGAAUAAGAGGCUUUCGGGGGCACGUGCGCUUAGUUUUUCACCUAAUUCUUUAUUUUUUGAUCUUGAUGCUACUUUGAGGUGGAUUCCUUUAAGAGUGACCCUCCAAAUAUAGGCAGCGUUAAUGCUGGAGGAGCGCAGGCUGGGAUUGGACGCUUCCAUCGCUGCUAAAGUUUAUAAUUCCACGCGUCCAUUUAGGUUUUAGUUGAACCUCAAACGUUUUGAUCCGGUUAGAAAACCGAAUCAGGGUUCGGCGUAGCUCCAGCUCCGCCUCAGAUUCGGUUGUGAUGCACGUCGACUGAGGCUGCUCUCCAACACAGAAGCCAUUUUUAAGUCUUGGAUUUCCUGAAGCUGCAGCGCCAACCUGCGCGCGCGCCUUUGUGGGAUUUUUUUCUUUUUUCCCCCCUCCUCUCACAUCGUGGUUGAGCUGAAGGUCUCGUCAUCAUGGUUCGGGUUUUGUCUGCUGCUUGGGUGCUGGUCCUCGUGGCGGUGUGGGUCGAGGCUGACGCUGGAGAGGAUCGGGCCAAAGCUGGGAGCGAGCCGGUGGUCAGCCUGCGCUCCCUGAUCACCGGGACCUGCCAGGAGAUCCAGCGGCACGCGGAGUCGGUGCUGGGAACCACCGUGAUCCAGUCAGCUGUUGAGAGGGCUGUGUUGUUUCUUGAAUCACUUCUUGGUCAGGAGAACACCCAUUCAAUGAGCAUGGUUGUACAGACUGCGAUCAGUUUCUUGGCCGAAGGUGCUGCCAGCGGCCUGAAUGUCAUUGCCGUUUACGUCAGAGAGAUCCUCAGGGUUACAGGAUUCGAUGCUACGCUGACGCUGCCCCGCUUCACUCCUGAGGGUGUGACUGCCGUUGCUCAGUGGGGUCUGGUCUGCCUCAUCGGUUACUGGCUGCUGACCAUCGUUCUCCGUCUGCUGAUCAGCGUGCUGAAGCACGUGUUCUGGACGGUGAAAACCGUCUUGGCCCUUUGGGCUUUCGGACUGAUUGUUUUGGACAAGAGCGCCUCCACAGACACCACGGCGUUUCGGUUGGGCGGCCUGGUGCUGACGUGUGUCCUGCUGAGUCUCUACACUUCAGACUUUAACAAGCAAUCUGCAGUGGAGAAGCGACUGAGCAACCUGGAGGGUCGACUGAAGGCCGUAGAGAAGAAGUGACGGGAAAGAUGCAGGCUGGAAAAGUGGAAACUAAGGAUUUCCGUAUUUGUGUGAAAUGUGGGGAAAAUAAAGUAAUCUUUCAGAUUUUUAAAUAAAAAAA